Messenger RNA from Medioppia subpectinata, 1254 nucleotides. NCBI's taxonomy places the organism in Eukaryota, Metazoa, Arthropoda, Arachnida, Sarcoptiformes, Oppiidae. The record is from the annotation of a GenBank genome assembly.
AUGAAUAUCCCAAACACAACCAUCGCUUCAAUGGAUGCCAACACUCACUCCAGCGGCGCAUCUAAUGGACGCACUCUCGAGGAUGUGGUCAACCAUUUGCACGCAAACCACGAGACGAAGAAUGAGUGCUCAACGGAUCCGAUGGACAGUAAAGAGGAAACCAAUGAUGCGAUCAAUGAUGGCAUCGAUGGCAACACAAGCACUCAUACCAAUGGCGCCAACGCUUCCCAAUCCACAAGUGAUUUGAAUGGUGACCAAAAUGUCACCACAAAUGAAGACAAUAAUCACAACGAAAACAAUGCAAACAAUACUGAAGUGAAUGCCGAAAGCAAUGGAUCUACAAAUGAUUCCAACGAUUCUAAUGACAAGUUCUUGGCCUUCGAUGACGACGACGAAGAGGACAAUCUGUUGAGUUAUGAUCCGACGCCUGACACCUCUUAUCCAUCGGUUAAAUGGCAUUCAUUACAACAAUUACAACAACGAGAAUACGGAAAACUUAUGAGGCCUGGAAAUAGCCGUCCAAUCAAUUCAUAUGAAUCGCAGGCGUUUCGCAGAUAUGCAUACAAUUCGUUGUAUUUCUUUCAAAGACUUGAAUUAAUGUCUAAAUUUGAAGAACACACAGGUUGUGUGAAUUGUCUGAAUUUCAACAACUGUGGCGAUCGUCUGAUAUCGGGAAGUGAUGACUUGCGAGUGGCCGUCUGGGACUGGCAGAAGUCACAUCUCAUUCACAAAUAUCACACCGGUCACUCGUCAAACGUGUUUCAGUGCCGGUGGUGUGCAGACCAACACCAUAUCGUGAGCUGUGCCCGCGAUGGUCAGGUCAGGAUAUGCAACGUUAACCGCAACGGUAGCACUGUAUCCAACAAAUUGGCGCAACACAAGGGGGCCGUCCAUAAACUCACUCUCACUGCACCACAAGUCAUACUCAGUUGCGGCGAAGACAGCGUUGUCUUCGAGAUUGAUCUCCGAGACAACAAACCCACCAAACUAUUGAAUGUCAAGAAUGCCAGCCAACAAAGGGUACCCCUAUAUUCAGUUCACGCAAAUAUGGUGUUUAAUCCGUUACAGUUUGCGGUCUCCGGAAGGGAUCCAUUCGUUCGCAUAUAUGACCGCAGAUUUCUUCCCAUUAGCGAACCGAACGGAACUGCGAAUCCAGUGUUAAGUAUUUGUCCCGAAAAGUUGAAGCAAACGAAACAUUCGGUCACUUGUUGUCAAUUUAACUCAACGGCUGAUAAACUAUUGGCCACUUAUAAC